AUGUUCAUUGACAUUGCUGUGAACAUCACCGACAAACUACUUGCAAGGGAUGAAAGUUCGGUUGAAGAGGUUAUUAGGAGAUGUAAAGAUAGCAAGGUCCUACCAAUAUUUAUUGGUCUGGACCAUCAAACAAGCCAAACCUCGAUAAAUCUGGCAAGAAAGUACAAGACGAUAUCGACAGUUGGUAUUCACCCUACCUCAUCCUCAAAGUAUAAGAACAUUGACGAAAUCAUCCCAUUGAUAGAAGAGGAUGCUGUGGUUGCAAUAGGAGAGUGUGGCCUGGAUUACGACCGUCUUGAGUUUGCAGAUAAGAUAUCUCAGAAGAGGAUUUUUAGGUCUCAACUGGAUUUGGAAGGAGAUUGCUAUUUUCUCCAUUCAAGAUCCUGCCACAGGGAUUUUAUGGAAAUUGUUUCUGAUUACAGGCUAAGAGGCGUUGUUCAUAGUUUUACCGGAAGUAUAGAAGAAGCUGAGGAGUUGAUAAAAAAGGGAUUUUUUAUAGGGAUUAAUGGAUGCUCCGCAAAAACAUCUGAGGGGAUAGACGUUAUAAAAAACCUUCCGCUUGAUUCCCUCCUCAUAGAAACUGACUCCCCAUACUGUAAGAUCAGAAAAAGCUACGCUGGGUUUGAGUAUGUUACAACCGAUUUCAGUUCCCUAAAGGUCCUGAAAAAGAAGAAUGAGCCAUGUUGUGUCGUUCAAGUAGCUGAAAUAAUAAGUAAUGCAACAGAAAAAGAUUUUAACCUAGUGGUGGAAACGGUAUUUAGUAACACAAUCAAACUUUAUGGAGAUGUGGUGAGGAAGUCUGCCGAAGAAUGGGGUUUUUUAACACAUUAG
Molecule: messenger RNA, 831 nt
Organism: Encephalitozoon intestinalis ATCC 50506
Lineage: Eukaryota; Fungi; Microsporidia; Unikaryonidae
Product: TatD deoxyribonuclease-like protein
Exons: 1
Coding region: 1-831 (276 amino acids)
Cellular component (GO): cytosol
Molecular function (GO): 3'-5'-DNA exonuclease activity
Source: RefSeq, a predicted model, not a curated record